AUGACUUUACUGUUGUUAACAACUAAUAUAAACCCUUUUAAUGUAUAUGUUACAAUAAAUGAAAGGUCAGACAAACCAAGUAAAGGUUAUGUUGUGGUUGUCAACAACAAGGCAGACUCGAAUGAACGCAGUAGAGAAGAUGACCCCAAAUCAGAACACCACCUGAGCAAACGUCACGUCACAUGUGAUCUCAGCUGGUUGGCUGAGCACUCAACAAUUUUGCGAGGACCCCCUGGUCCACAAGGUCUCCCAGGAAACAAUGGAAUUCCUGGAAUUCCUGGAACACCAGGUACUUCACCUGGUAUUGGGUGUCCCAAUUCAAGAAACUUAGAUAUCGAUACUGGUCCCGUAAGUGGUGACAGUUCAGCAAGCCACGUAAAUGAAACGACUGGAUCUGUGUAUGUGAGAUGGGGAAGAUCGACAUGUGAAGAUACUGCUGAACUAGUUUAUGAAGGUGUCAUUGGAGGAGCACAUUACACUCAUAAAGGUAGUGGUUCUAACUACCAAUGUCUGCCAUUGAAUCCUAUAUAUGACGACGUAGAAAGUGGUACAGGAGAGUGGAGGGCUUUGAUGUAUGGUACAGAGUAUGAGGUGGACUCGUUCAGCCCUUUGUCAGCCUUGCACGAUCAUGAUGCAGUAUGUGCAGUGUGCAGAGUUCGUUCUCGUGGUACCGUCUUAAUGGUUCCUGCUCGUAAUGAAUGCCCGUCAACUGAGUGGACCAGAGAGUAUUAUGGCUAUUUGAUGUCCGAUUACUAUGACCAAACAAACAAGGAAUUUAUCUGUGUAGACCGUAAUCCUGAAGGAAGAGAUGGUAGUAGCGCAGACCUCAAUGGCGCGUUGUUGUAUCCUGUAGAGGGUCGAUGUGGAUCACUCCCAUGUGGUCCAUAUAUUGAUGGCAAUGAAUUGACAUGUGCCGUGUGUACCAUAUGA
Saccoglossus kowalevskii is the source of this 930-nucleotide messenger RNA. RefSeq lists its product as uncharacterized. NCBI's taxonomy places the organism in Eukaryota, Metazoa, Hemichordata, Enteropneusta, Harrimaniidae. The record is from RefSeq and is a predicted model, not a curated record.